Molecule: messenger RNA, 850 nt
Organism: Mercenaria mercenaria
Lineage: Eukaryota; Metazoa; Mollusca; Bivalvia; Venerida; Veneridae
Product: galectin-4-like
Exons: 5
Coding region: 105-620 (171 amino acids)
Molecular function (GO): carbohydrate binding
Source: RefSeq, a predicted model, not a curated record
AUAAGUGACUGAUACAGCGGAAGAAAAGUUUAUUUUUCAACCUUGUUGAUUAAUAGCCGUAUUUAAGAUUAAACUAGGAUUUGUGUUUUCACAGAAAACGAAACAUGGCUUACUCUGCAGGCAAUCCGAAUCAACUAUCAAAAGCGUCUGGUGGUCAACACUUCGUUAGCACAGCAAUUUACAAUCCUGUACGUUUUAUAUAUUCUAUUAUACAUGGACAGGGCAUGGCAGUACCUUUCGUACAUAAGUUAUCGUCUGUUGAAACAGGAAACAUGUUUUAUAUCAGCGGAAUACCUUCCAAGAAUGCGGGACGAUUUAGAGUCAUUUUUGGGAAUGGACAAGACAAAAUUUUUCGUAUUGCCGCCAGGCUGGACAACGGUGUAAUUGCCAGGAACACAUUCCGCAACGGUGGAUGGAAAAAAGAGGAAAAUGCACUGAAUGGAGUGUUUCCUUUUCAAGCAGAUGAAUUCUUUGAUAUGAACAUUCUUGUUCAGUCGUCCGGCUUUAAGGUAGCAAUAAACAAUCAACCUUCGUUCGACUUUGCACACAGAAUACCUUUCCAUCGCAUCGACACUUUGCGUAUAAAUGGAGAUGUUCGUCUUUGUAAGGUCCAAGUUUAAAUAUCAGAAUUUUUACAGAAUCAUAAACAAAAGACGAUAUUUUUGCAUAAGAAUUUUUUAAUUGAUCUUUAAUCGUUUACUUAAUUGGUUUUCAUGUUCAUAUUAUUUGACUUAAAAAUAGUAUAUCGUUUCAUGUAGCAAAUGUUUACUUUCAUAUAGUUACAUUUCAAUGUAGAAAAAAACGUACCUUUAUUGCUGAAAAUAAGAGUACAAUAAAUGUAUUUUUUGUU